Messenger RNA from Closterium sp. NIES-65, 5085 nucleotides. Lineage: Eukaryota; Viridiplantae; Streptophyta; Zygnematophyceae; Desmidiales; Closteriaceae. The record is from the annotation of a GenBank genome assembly.
AUGGCUACCCCUAGUGUCCUCGCUUUUGACGCUGAGGGUCGAGCCAUUGACUUUGACGUCUGGAUAGAUGACCUGCAGCUUUUCUUACAGUGCUAUAGGGCAGACGGUCUCUCUCUCUUUGACCUCACCUCAGGUGCCUCUCUUGCCCCUGCUGCUGAUGCUAACGCCACUGUUCGCUCACAGUGGGCCACACGCGAUGCUGCUGCACGUCUUGCUGUGCGUCGCCACCUGCCUACCACUGAGUGUGCGCACUUUAGCCAGUACAAGAGUGCUCAGACCUUGUACGCCGCUGUAGUUGCACCCUACUCCUCCCCUGCCACUGCUGCACUGGGCCACCUCAUGCUACCGUACCUCUUUCCUGACCUUGCUGCCUUUCCCACAGUCGCUGACCUCAUUACGCACCUCCGCACUAGUGACACUCGCUACCGCGCUGCGCUUCCUGCUGAGUUCUGCGCCAAGAACCCCCCCCCAUUUUGCCCCACCACUCUCACCGUUGACCUCCUCGAGAAGGCCCUCCUAGCAGCAGAGAAGAGCAUAGUCGCUGUAGGAGCCUCUCGUGGUGACCCUCGCACCCCCAUCUUUGAGGGGUGUUCCCCCUCCCCCCUUUUGCCCUCUGUUGCCUCUGCUGCUGCGGCCGACCUCGUUGGUCUUGAGUCGGUCGGUGCGGCGUCUACCCCUAGCGGGAGACGCCGCCCUGGCAAGGGCAAGGGGGGCAGGGGCGCUGGAGGAGCUAGCGGGGGCGGUGGAGGCGGCGGUGGAGGCGGCGGAGGGAGUGGGGGUGGCGGUGGGGGUGGUGGUGGGAGUGGAGGUGUCGGUGGCGGGAGUGGAGGCGGAGGAGGCGGCGGCGGUGGUGGUGGGAGCAGAGGUGGCGGAGGUGGCGGCGGCGGAGGAGGUGGAGCUGGUCGGGGUGGCGCUACGCAGAGGGUCGGCUCCGGUGGUGGUCAGCGCCAGCAACAGCAGCAGCAACAGCGCACUCGUGACAUCCCCCCCCCUCAGCAGCUCCGUGAGUGGUACGCUGCACGCCAGCGGGGUGGGGGUACUGGUCCGUGCACCUACGUCCUCCGCACCGGCGACCGCACGGCUAUCUUUGAUCUUGACUUUGAUGCUGUUCUUGUUGCCAUGUAUGCUGUGACUAUUAGUGAUGAGGGUGACUGUUACCGGUGUUUCCCGCCCGGCCCGGGCAUUGGGACUGCUGCUCUAGGUACUGGUGAGGCUGCUGCUCUAGGUGCUAGCGAGGCUGCUGCUCUAGGUGCUAGUGCGUCUGCUUCCUCAGGUACUGGUGAGUCCGCGCUCUCAGGUACCGAGUCCGCUUUGGCCUCCCUCACCUUCACCCUUGACUCGGGGGCGUCUCGCUCCUUCUUUCGAGACCGCACCACACUCAUGCCGCUUGGUCGGCCAGUUGCGGUCUCUCUAGCGGACCCCUCUGGGGGUCCUGUCCUUGCUCACUUCUCCACUGUCCUCCCGUGUCCGGCGGCUCCCUCUGGCACCCUGUCUGGUCUUUACCUUCCCUCGUUCUCUACGAACUUGGUGAGUGGCGCUGACCUUCAGGAUGGGGGAGUUCACGAGUUCACUCCUGCGAGCCAGCGAGUGACCCACUGCACGGACGCUCGGACGGGCCGACACUUGGCCACGUUUACUCGUCGGCCGGGGUCGAACCUGUACACACUGUCUACUACGUCUCCAUCUGUCCCUGCGUCCGGUCAGGUAGCUACGUCGGGUCAGGUGUUUGCUGCAGCGUCCGGGUCUCGUCCUGAGUCUGCCGCCUGCUCGUGUCGCCUCCUGUCUCACGAGACUCUCCUUUGGCACCACCGCCUUGGUCACCCCUCCCUGCUUCGUCUCCGAGGCAUGGCCUCCCGUGUCAUUGUCUCUGGUCUUCCCCGGUCCCUCCCUCCCCUUCCUCUGGGGCCUGGCCCUACCUGCGUCCCCUGUGUCGAGGGGCGGCAGCGGGCUGCCCCUCACACCUCCCAGUUUCCUCCGACGGAGGCCCCGCUGCAGACGCUUCACAUGGACGUGUGGGGCCCGGCCCGCGUUCCUGGGCAGGGUCACGAGCGCUACUUCCUGUUGGUGGUUGAAGACUACUCGCGUUACACCACAGUCUUCCCCUUGCGCAGCAAGGGUGAUGUCACUGAGGUGUUGAUCGACUGGAUCCGCGCAGCUCGUCUCCAGCUCAGGCAGAGCUUCGGCUCGGACUUUCCUGUUCUGCGUCUGCACUCUGACAGAGGCGGAGAGUUCUCAUCUGGCCUUCUGCGAGCCUACUGUCGUGCGCGAGGCAUCCGCCAGACCUUUACGCUUCCGGAAUCUCCACAGCAAAAUGGGAUUGCUGAGCGCCGCAUUGGCAUAGUCAUGGACGCCGCUCCCUUGCUGUGGACGGGGAAGGUUGGCGAUGCGUUUGCGUUCCGUGUCUGGGGAUCUCGGGCGUUUGUCCGCGACUUGUCUGCGGACAAGUUGUCCCCUCGUGCUGCUCCUUGCGUCUUCCUAGGUUUCCCCCCUGACGCGCCAGGGUGGCAGUUCUACCACCCCACCUCUCGCCGUGUUCUAUCCUCCCAGGACGUCACGUUUGACGAGUCAGUCCCCUACUACCCCUUCUUCCCCUACCGCACUCCGUCCCUCCCCCUGCCGCCGCUCUUCCUUGUACCAGGUCCCCCUCCGGUAGACCCCCUCCCCCCUCAGGGUCCGUCCCCUUCAGAUGUGUCCCAGGUAGACGCAGUCGAGCCUGUCGAGGUCACUGGUGACUCUGGUGCUGAGCCUGGGGGUGCUGACUCUAGAGGUGCUGUGCGUGUGCGUGCUACACCUGGGGGUACUGAGACUGGGGGUGCUGAGCCUGGGGGUACUGAGACUGGGGGUGCUGAGACUGGGGGUACUAGGCCUGGGGGUGCUGAGCCGGGGGGUACUACGCCUGGGGGUGCUAAGCCUGGGGGUGCUACGAUAGGAGGUACUGAGCUUGAGGGAGCUGGGCCUGUUUGUGAGGCGUCCGGCGGUGCUGGGCCUCGAGGUUCUCUGGGUGCUUCAUCUCGGCGGGAGCCCCUCUCUCCACAGGAGCUGCGCGAGUGGUUUGGCCGACGCUGGAGGCGUACUACUGGAGCUAGGGUUUCUUCGGCUGCUGAGGGUGCUAGUGCUGCCGGUCCUGGAGGUGCUCGUACGGAAGGUACUGGAGCUGCUGGGCCGGCGGGUGCGUCUGGAGCUGGAGCUGCUGCGGGUGUUGGCGCUGAGGCUACUGCUGUCCGUCCUGGUGGCGGUGCUGCUGGAGUUACUGGAGCUGGAAGUGCUGUUGGCGCUGGUGCUGCCGCUGGGGGUGCUGGUGCUGUCCCUGCUUUCCGGUUACAGCCGGCCUCCCCGCUGCCUCCUCCUUCUCCCUACACUGGUCCUACUGGAGGUCUUGCUAAGCGUCGUGAGCCUGCAUCUCGCCCUGCGUCGCCUGUCCGUGCUGCUCGCACGAGUGGUCGCAGUUCGCGUCAGCGUCCUCCUCCUGUCCCUGGCACGCACCGGAUGUCUCUGCGUCCGUCCACUGCUCCUCUGCGUGUCCCUUUGCCUUCUCCUCCUGAGUCUUCUCUUCCUGCUCUUGCCGACCCAGAGUCGGACUCUCUUCGUGCUGCCAGUCCUACUGUCACGCGUCUCCUUGCUACUGUCGUCACUGACCCUUCUUUUGAGUCCACUACUGCGUCUGCCCUAGUUGCUGAGCUCGUCGACUUUGCUGCUCGCUGUCGUCUAGACUACAAUGCUAGUCUUGUCGCUGAGUCUGAGUCUGUCUGUCCUCCGUCCGUCGGGGGUGAGUGUGCCCUUGGCACGGACGUCCUUGAGGACAGGCAGGAGGAGUUCCAGUGUCUGGCUGCUGCUUCACCUCAUCUGGUGUGCGUACUGCUUACCCCUAAGGGAGACCCGGAUGCACUUGACAUCCCGACUCCGCACUCUUACGCGGAGGCGAUAGAGGGUCCCUACUUCUCUCAGUGUCAGCGGCAGGGAGUUGACUACUUUCAGACCUUCUCUCCCACCCCGAAGAUGACCACUCUUCGGGUGCUGCUGCACAUAGCCGCUCAGCGCGACUACGAGCUUCACUCUCUUGACUUCAGCACUACUUUCUUGCAGGGUAGCCUGCACGAGGAGAUCUCGCUGCGCCGCCCACUUGGCUUCACAGGGACUUUUCCUCGUGGCACCCAGUGGAGCCUCCGGCGGCCAAUCUACGGUCUUCGCCAGACACCGCGCGAUUGGCACGACACACUGAGGACUACGCUUGCGGCUCUUGGGUUUGCUCCCUCUACUGCUGACCCGUCGCUGUUUCUGCGCACCGACACUUCUUUGCCGCCGUUCUACAUCCUCGUGUACGUCGCCGACUUGGUCUUUGCCACAGCUGACACUGCUGGACUCGCCCACGUGAAGUCCGAGCUGCAAGAGAGACACACGUGCACAGACCUGGGUGAACUGCGCAGCUACCUUGGCUUGCAGAUCACCCGGGACAUAGCACAGCGCACCAUUACCCUGACUCAAUCACACAUGGUGCAGCAGGUCCUUCAGCGCUUCGGCUUCACGUACUCCUCGCCUCAGGCCACUCCUCUGCCUACUCGUCACUCGCUCUCAGCUCUACCUUCGGAUGAGUCCGUAGAGUCGAGUGGCCCGUACCCAGAGCUUGUUGGCUGCCUCAUGUACCUGAUGACCUGCACUCGACCUGACCUUGCAUACCCUCUAAGCAUUCUCGCACGUUAUGUUGCUCCUGGGAGACACAGAUCGGAGCAUAUGGCUGCAGGGAAGAGGGUGUUGCGCUACUUGUGCAGUACGUCGGGCAUGGGGCUUGUGCUUGGAGGGCGGAGUCCAGUGGUCCUCACUGGGCACGCAGACGCUUCUUGGGCGGACGACCAGGCUACGCAGCGGUCGUCACAGGGUUACACCUUCAGCCUUGGUUCCGGCUCUGUUUUGUGGCGGGCUAUCCGCUCGUCUUCUGUUCUCGGCUCCAGUUGUGAGGGUGAGAUCUACGCCGGGGCCAUGGCUGCACAGGAGCUUCGCUGGCUCACCUACCUGCUGACUGACUUUGGAGAGGUGCCUCGUUCUCCUCCAGUGCUAUACGUAGACAACAAGGCCAUGCUGGCCUUGUGA